Molecule: messenger RNA, 1724 nt
Organism: Gryllus bimaculatus (two-spotted cricket)
Lineage: Eukaryota; Metazoa; Arthropoda; Insecta; Orthoptera; Gryllidae
Source: the annotation of a GenBank genome assembly
AUGAUGAUCGUAGCGAAUAGCGGGUGGGUAGAUUUGGACAAGAGAGGCAGGGACAAGCGAGGCAGGGCCAGGUCAGGGCAGGUUGAGGUCGGACAGACACUGUCGCGCGGUGGCGGCGGGGGCGGUGGGGCGCGGGCUCCUGCGCCGCGGGGCCCCCUCGCUCGGUCAGUUCGUAGUCCGGGCCCUCGCUCGCACAGCGCAGCUCAGUCCGCCCUGGCACCCGGCACCAUGCAGGCGACCCUCCUCAGCGUCCUGGCUCUCAGCCUCUGCGGCCUGGGUGAGUACCCCGGGAGCACCCGUUCGCAGUUAGAUGAUGACGGCUUGAAGAAAAAUGAUCAGGGGACGCGCGCAGGCGUUCUGCUGCACGUGCCCGCGUGCCCUGAGCCGCACGGCGUGCAAACCUACCCUCACCCCGAGCUGUGCGACCACUUCUUCCUCUGCACCAACGGCACCGUCACCCUCGAGCAGUGCGAAAACGGCCUCCUGUACGACGGCAAGGGCGCCGUGCACAACCACUGCAACUACAACUGGGCUGUCGACUGCGGCGCGCGCAAGGCCGACCUUACUCCCAUCAGUUCUCCCGGGUGCCUGUACCAGUUCGGCAUCUAUCCCGACAGCCCCGGCUGCUCCAGCACGUACAUCAAGUGCGCGCACGGAGAGCCCCACCAGGAGGCUUGCGACGCCGGCCUCGUCUACGACGACAAGAUCCACGGCUGCCAGUGGCCAGACAUGCUGCUGGAGCAAUGCAAUCCUGAGGCUGUGAUCGGCUUCAAGUGCCCGGAUAAGGUGCCGUCCAACUCCGUCGCCGCCAAGUUCUGGCCCUACCCGCGCUUCGCCAUCCCCGGCGACUGCGGACGCCUCAUCACCUGCGUCAACGGCUACCCGCGCCUCAUCACCUGCGGCGAAGGAAAGGUUUUCGACGAGAGUUCGCUUACUUGCGAGGAGCCCGAACUUGUCCCCAAGUGGAUACGUAUUUCAUUCAAUAACGCGAAUGUGCCAACCAUCUCAAGAAAUGAAGAUGAGACAGGGAAGCAACAUUUGGUGGAAGUUUCAAAACUUUCCUUUUUUAUUUUGAUCCAUUAUUCCAAAAUUCAAUUCGAAAUUAUAUCUUCAUCAAUAAUUGUUGUAUUUUUGUUAUUAUUUACAUCCCAAUCAUUGUGUAUUUCAGCAUGAUAGUAAGGGGAUUCGCUCAUCUCUUAUUUACAUAUCAAUAUUUUCAACAAAUCUGCAUCCGAAGAACAAAUGCAAUAUCACGCUACAACACAGCUCGGGAAGCAUUUUUGUACUUUUUUACUCAUAUACUGUCUAAAAUAUCUCGACUGUAUCAGCAAAUAAAUUACAGUAACUAUUCUCUGUGCAAGUAAUUAUUGUGAAUAUGACAUACAAUGCAAGCAUUGAAAGAGUGAAAAUCAGUUCCCUGAUUUAUUGCCCUUUCUUCUUCAUUUAAGCACCUAUUUCCUUAAUGCAUCAGUCUCUUUAUUGACACUAAUUUUACGAUACAUAUAAUAUAUUAAUAUAGUGCAAACAUAAUUUUUCACACCUUUUCUUUAGUCCAUAUUGGAUCAUUUCUUCCAUUCUUAUGUUCUCCUCUAUUAGUCUUCCUGAAGUUGAUGAUCCUUUAAACCUCUCUCCUUAAAAUCUACUCCUUAAUUUUUUUGACCUCAACGAAACAUAGUAAUUUAUUUUGUUCAUGUAUUCAUCCAUUUACUCAAAUAACAACUGCA